AUGGUGUUUGAUAAGCAAAAGGUUGAUUACUCUCUUUACCUGGUGACGGACUCUUCCAUGUUGCCGGAUGGUACGACUCUUUAUUCCCAGGUUGAGGCUGGUUUGAAAAAUGGCGUUACCUUGGUGCAAUUACGUGAGAAAGAUUGUGAGACUAAAGAUUUCAUUGCUGAAGCACUGGAAGUUCAGAAACUAUGUAAGAAGUUCAAUGUGCCAUUGAUCAUAAAUGACCGUAUUGACGUGGCUCUUGCAAUUGACGCAGAUGGUGUCCAUGUGGGGCAAGACGAUAUUCCCAUCCCAAUGGUCAGAAAACUGGUUGGUCCGGACAGAAUUGUUGGUUGGAGUGUUGGAUUCCGUGAGGAAGUGGAAACCCUGGCCAAAUGGGGACCCGACAUGGUCGAUUACAUUGGAGUUGGAACGCUGUUCCCUACUUUGACAAAGAAAAAUCCUAAGAAGGCACCUAUGGGACCUCAAGGUGCUAUCAAAGUGCUAGAUGCAUUGGAAGAGUUCGGAGCCAACUGGUGUAGAACCGUUGGGAUUGGAGGCCUGCACCCAGUGAAUAUCGGGAGAGUACUUUUUCAAUGUGUGAGCUCAAACGGUAAGCGCGCUCUUGAUGGUAUUUGUGUUGUAAGCGAUAUUAUGGCCGCUAAGGACGCAGGUGCGGCUACCAAGAAUUUGCGUCGUAUUAUCGACCAAGGAAACUAUCACUUUGUUAACCUCCAGUUGAAGAAUAGUGCGAUAACUCAGGAAACUUUCAAGAGUGUUUUGGGUCAAGUCGCACUCACCAGACCCUUGGUUCAACACGUCACCAACAAGGUUCAUCAAAAUUUCGGUGCUAAUAUCACUUUGGCUCUUGGAUCUUCGCCCAUCAUGUCUGAAGUAAAGGAUGAGGUUCACGAACUUGCGCGUAUUCCUAAUGCAACCCUAUUGCUGAAUACUGGAUCGGUAGCACCUGUCGAUAUGCUGAAGGAAGCUAUCACUUGCUAUAACAACGAGCAAAGACCAAUUAUCUUUGAUCCAGUUGGUUACAGUGCAACUGAAACUAGAAGGUUGCUCAAUGAUACCUUGCUAUCUCAUGGCCAGUUCACAUGCAUCAAGGGCAAUACAAGUGAAAUCCUAUCAUUAGCAAAGCUCACAGUUGAGAAGAUGAAGGGUGUUGAUGCUUUUGUUGGAAAUGUCGAUGAGGAAAUGCUCUCUCGUGCCACUCGUAUCGUUGCUUAUACGUACAAGACAGUUGCGGUUUGCUCUGGUGAGACUGACUUCGUAGCUGAUGGGACUGAGAACGGUCAUUUUACACUUUCCAAUGGCCCGGUUAAGACCGCUAUCGAUUUGCCAUGUGUAAAGAUCAACAAUGGCCCUAUCUCGAUCAUGGGUGACAUUACAGCUAGUGGUUGUUCCUUAGGCUCAACAAUAGCCUGCUGUCUAGGGGGUGCAAACGCAGAAUCUAAUGUAUUUGACGCUGUUGUAACGGCCGUCAUACUUUACAAAACAGCAGGCAAGCUAGCUUCUACUCGUUGCCAAGGCAGUGGAUCGUUCCAUGUUCAACUGAUAGACGCAUUAUAUGAGCUCUUCCAUGCAAACGAACCCGCAAGAUGGACAGCUUCUUACAGAAUGCUUAACUGA
Molecule: messenger RNA, 1620 nt
Organism: Torulaspora delbrueckii
Lineage: Eukaryota; Fungi; Ascomycota; Saccharomycetes; Saccharomycetales; Saccharomycetaceae
Gene: THI6
Product: bifunctional hydroxyethylthiazole kinase/thiamine-phosphate diphosphorylase
Exons: 1
Coding region: 1-1620 (539 amino acids)
Biological process (GO): thiamine biosynthetic process
Cellular component (GO): cytoplasm
Molecular function (GO): thiamine-phosphate diphosphorylase activity; magnesium ion binding; hydroxyethylthiazole kinase activity
Source: RefSeq, a predicted model, not a curated record